Messenger RNA from Leptonychotes weddellii (Weddell seal), 1159 nucleotides. The record is from RefSeq and is a predicted model, not a curated record. NCBI's taxonomy places the organism in Eukaryota, Metazoa, Chordata, Mammalia, Carnivora, Phocidae.
GGCUGCGGCUGGGCCGAGGGUGGUGCGGCCGCGUCUCUGGCUGAGCUGGCGCGUCUCUAGGUUGCUCGAGCGCAUCACGUCCAGGCAGAGAGCUACCUGGUGUACAACAUUAUGAGCAGCGGGGAGAUCGAAUGCAGUAACACGCUGGAGGACGCCCUCGACCAAGCUCUGCCCAGCCAGGCUUUCGUUUACCGCCCGGUGCGGCAGCGUGUUUACUCCCUCUUACUGGGGGACGGCAGAGAUGUCACCAGCACCUGCCCCACUGUCAAGGAGUGGUUUGUGUACUCUGGGAACCCACUGAGGCACCCGGACCUCGUCAGGCCUCUGCAGAUGAACAUUCCAGGUGGACCCCGGGCCAGUCUGCUUUCUGCUCUGCCUCACUCCGCCUGGGCUCCUGUUCAAGGUCUACAUCAGGGGAGAGCAAGGCAUGCCAAGAGGAGUACAGCUGUGGGCCCAAGCCCACUGCCGCCUGACCCCAGGGCCCAGUGCCUGGGCUUCGCUCAGUAAAUCUCUGCCAAAUCAACAGGGUUGGAUUCUUGAUAUUCUGCUUGAGUCAGUUCUCCUUCCUACUACUGAGAGUAUGUUUUGAUGAACUGGAAAGGGAAGAUAAAGGAAAGUUAUUUCAGCUGGAAAAAUAAGGUUUUUCCUCGUGAGUGUUACCUUAAAACCUAUAAGGGGAGGGAACAAAAAACAAAGUUCACCUAAAAAUUAGCUGAAGUCCUUUGUUCCUGCGAGUUCUUAGUAUCUGAAAAAAGUCAAGAAUUUGAGUGGGGGGUAGUGUUGUACAUAAAGGCAGGUUAAAGAUGAGGAGGGUGGUAAGGGUUUAUUUUUAGUGUUCCUUGCCAUUGUUUCAGAGGACAAAUAUUCUUCUAAAACUUUGAUAUUCCAUUUUUGUAUGCGUUAAAUUCUCUCGUGCCACUGUUGUUCCCAUCAUGCAAGUCUGCAGUUUACCAAAUAAGGGUGUGAGCACUGCAAAAUAAUUUUCUUAAAAAUGGAAUUCUAUUGGGAGAGAAGGUGAGGAAAGUUACUAUAGGGAAUAUUUCCUUAUUCUCUCAGCCAGUGAUAUAUUCAAACCUAAAAAGGUAUUUAUCAAAAAAAAAAUGAAGAUGAAUUAACAUCUGUUUAUACAGCAAGAGAUAUUUUUAAAGGAUAGCCAAAA